Molecule: messenger RNA, 3789 nt
Organism: Penicillium brasilianum
Lineage: Eukaryota; Fungi; Ascomycota; Eurotiomycetes; Eurotiales; Aspergillaceae
Source: the annotation of a GenBank genome assembly
GUCGUCGCGACUAUCGCCUAUCGUUCAAAGAUUCAGGCUCUCCUUAUCAACUUGCAAGUCGAUAUCCUCAACCUCGAGUCUUUGUGAAAAUUCCUUCCCCUCCCCUCAGUUCACACCGCCUCUCGCAGAUCAAUAACCUGCAAGGGCACACUUCCGACUAACUCAAUCUCGACACCCCAUUCCAACGAGCUGAUGUGCCCAUGAAUCACCCACCUUCAAGACUGGUCAUUUUGAUACCAUGUCCGGAAUUUUGAAUGAAGCAUUUACACCUUGUCCAUCCAGGUCACGAUGCUCUGGGUGGAGUGAGCAUGUCAGCAACGAGCCCUUGGAUAGCUUGGUGAUUGAUGACUCGGCCUUUGACGCCACGGCUCAGGUCGAGUUCACGACACAGGUUCAAAUACCGACUCUGACUGGCGUGGGACCUCGAAGAAGCAAUCGAGCGCGCACUUCGGUUCAAAUUUACGAGGAUAUCAACGAUAAGCAGUCGGUCCCCGCCGAACGAAGAAGACCAAAUGCGCGACCUCGAGGUUCCUCUAACUACAAAUCAUCUUUACUCGCUCAACCUGCCCAGCGAUUUCGCCCGAAAGUCAACUAUGCUCCAGAGACCGAAAGACAACGGAAUGCACAAUCAUUACAACCUGGGAUAAAUGACGGAUCUCUGUCUGUUCUCCGUCCUGCUCACAAAGUAUUGAGUGUCGGCCCGGGUGUAAAUAACCCGAAGAAAGAUAUUCGCCACAAAACGGCCUAUAUUCCACCAAACAAUAGUACCGUACCGAGUGUGUUCAUGGGGCUGUUCAGUCCACUAAAGAGACCACAGGAUAACACUGUGCCUCUACCCGAAGAUACCCAUGUCAACAGUCUUGAAGCACGAAUUGUAAAGCGACAGGCUCGAAAACCUGAGGUAGCCCCUGCAUGCAGAGCACCUCUCCAACCAAGCGUCAAGAUUGCACAGGAAGCUGCAUUUAGAGUCGAUGUUGCUGGCAAGAACGGCGGCAAGGAGAAUAUUCCACCUGGAGCAGUCCUUGAGGUCGACAAAACAAGCAAAUUUGAUCAUGCAGUACAACCCAAGCCGAAGCGAUUGAGCACGGUGACAUCAAAGUCGGCUCGCUGUACCACAAUGCACAUGAAACCACACACUACAAAUUCAGCUGUCGACAUGAAGAAGCAUCUGCCUAAGCGCGGUAUUCUGGGCGAAAUGCAAAAUAAUGGACACGCGUCAUCUACUUCUCUCCGUUCUGCAAGACCUCGAACCGAGUCACAUGAUCCUCUGCAUAAUGCAUCCGCAUCCCUCAAAGCUCGCGCAUCGGUAUUGUCAGAACGGCUAGGUCAGUCGCAGACCACGCGAGCCUCCAAGGUUGAGAGAACCUCGGCAUUGAAGGAGCUGCACAGCCAGUACCCACUGUUGACGGAGGACAUAUCAAAGCCCGCGCUGUAUGAAGAUGACUGGCUCUCACACCAGGAAACUGUCGUCACCCAGCUGGUUAACGCUUUGUUCGAGUGCACUAGCAACGACUCGGCGGCUGCGGACCCAUAUGCUCUCCGCCCGGAAUUGCUUGAAAUCUACCAUACUGAAGACUUCACACGCCUCUACCAGCGACUUCAAUCAUCCUUGUCCUUUGGAACUCUUGCCAUUCACAAGGACAUUCAAGCUCGCAACAGCCGGCUCAACCAUGACCUGGGCCUGCGGAGACAAUUUUUGGACACUUGGAUUCAGACCUAUGACCUUCGUGCCCUGGUUCCGGCCUUGGAGACCGUGAUGGGCCGAAGAAUUUCUAGCGACGUCACUUUGUUUGAUGUUCGUAGCGAUUCGGCUUGUACGGAUAAUUUCACGACCCAAAAGGCGAUUACUCGAAAGGUCGAGGGUUUCCUUGAAGCGUUUCUGCUGCAAAACGACGACAUGGUGCAUGCGGCCCCAGGAGCGGGUGAGAUCCACGCUCGGGCAUAUCGUCGGACCGCACUUCGAAGCAUUGUGCUCGUUGUUCUAUUGGAUCACGCAAGACAAAGCUUUGACACAGGCUUACCUCGACAACUUUUCCUGUCAUCAUCUCGAUACAAGUCUUCCGCCGAGGUCCUACAAGCCUUGGCCCGUUUGCUAUUGCCAUCUGUUGGAGAUAUAGUGAAGUCACUGGGCCAUCUUGAUUGUCAUGUCACUUACAAGCAGCAUGCGCUUCAAGAAUUUGACUACAUGAUAGACAACAUCGCCGUCGACUUCAGAGAUGGUGUGCGGUUGACCAAAAUUGUCGAAAUCCUCUUGUACACCUCGGAGCGCGUGCGAAACGGCCUCGAAGGCCGAGUCACAUUGUCUUCGGGAGAGAUCCUUUCACUUGGUGGCGAUGAAAGAGACCUACCUUUGUCCGGGCAUCUGAAGUAUCCAUGCAUCAGUCGAGCAGCCAAAACCUACAAUGUUCAGAUCGCCCUCUCGGCUCUGAGAUCUGUUAAGGAGGGUCGUGUAAUAAUUGGCGAAAUCCGGGCGGAGGAUAUCGUGGAUGGUUAUCGUGAAAAGACCAUUGCUCUCCUGUGGGCUCUUCUCAGCAAAUGGGGACUCACGGGCUUCGUUGACUGGGAUGAUGUCCGCAAAGAAACUGAUAGGCUUCAACGCAAGCUUACGCUUCAGCUUGGCCAUGACCGGGUCAAACAAGAAGCAUGGUUCCCGCCUAAGAAUUGUAUCAGUGAUGAUGACAAUGCUUCUUUACUCCAACGAUGGGCUGCCAUCUUGGCAGCCUUCAAAGGCCUGAGAAUCAGGAACAUGACUACUAGCUUCGCGGAUGGGAAAAUCUACGGCAGCAUUGUGGAUGAGUAUGAGCCGUUUAUCACUGGCACGGGGACAGGAGGCUGCAAUAUUGGGGAAGGUUCCGUCUUGAUGUCGUUGGAAUCUCGUUUACGCCAGUUGGGGUGCAGCCCUCAGUUUGCAUGCCUCGUCUCCCCUGGAAAAGCAUCCUCUCAUUUCCUCGACGGAGAAUUUACUCUUGGUACCCUGGCAUUUCUCUGUUCUCGCUUGCUUUCAGCUUCCAAGCGUGCUCGCGCAGCUGUAGUGCUACAGCGAUUUUGGCGGACUUACCUUGCCAAGCGUGAUGAGUCCCGUCGAAAGAUCGCUCACGAUCUUGCUGCGCACUGCGCGGUUGUUGUUCAAACUAGAAACAGAAUCGUCUGGGCAGAGGAUGUGAUUGCUCAGCACUGGAGAAAUUACCAAGAACGCAAGCACAGAGCGAACAACAAACGAUAUCGAGACUUGGGAACGGUCAAACGUCAGCAACGGAGAACUAUUGGACGUUGGCUCUAAACAGUCUGUGGCUUACAGUAGCUGCACACCUCUGUCAUUACUUACCCCUGCAAACAAGCACAGCUGGAUCGGUGCUAUUAUGAUGAUUACGAAAGCGUUGAUACAAAACACUCAUUAAAGGGAGUCUGGAUUAGGGUUCCUUUCAUCAUUAUUUCGGGAGUUCUCAGGCUUCACCAUUGGCAUGGCGCAUUAAGCCUGGUGUCUAUUUCAUUCGUGUUUGCAUACCCUCGUUGUAUUCUUGACCUUCAAUUCAUGACAUUUCAUACCACAACAUACCUGGUUCAAUAUUUGGAUUUUACUAAUUACACAUUGCUGCCCGGGUUGGGUUAUCUCAUGUUCUCAUCUCAGAGAAGCCACGGCUAUGUACUCCAUGUUUUCAGUACAAAGUACGCUGAACCUAUCAGUUUGAAUGGAUUUCAAGACUCUUGUUCUUGUCAUUGCCUUGUGAGAUUUAUAUACAGCUUAUCAGGGCCACCAAAGCCACCAGGGCCUCCCUGAGGACCACCAGG